AUGGAGAGGUUUCUUCAUGCUGGGCGUUUUUCAAUAGCUUCAAUUUACGCUCCAAUUUCUUUUCCUUCUCUUCCUCUAAUUGCUUUGAAGAGUGAGAGAGAUGAUUCCAUCCCUACAGUUGCUGCUGUUGGUUCCUUGAAAAGUAUAGAUCCUGAUAGGAUUAUCCUUACGAAAAUUAUUUUAUCUGGUUACCCUCAACGUGUAUCUAAAAAGAAAGCAACUGUAAGAUACAUGUUUCAUAAUCCAGAGGACAUGAGAUGGUUCAAGGUAAGAACUGCUAACACUUCACCGAUUGAAGUUUGGACCAAGUGUGGGCGCCGUGGUCGUAUUAAAGAACCUAUUGGGACACAUGGGGCAAUGAAAUGUGUUUUCAACGGGUUCCUUCAGCAGCACGACACAGUCUGCUUGAGUUUAUACAAGCGCACGUAUCCGAAGUGGCCACAAUAUUGGUUCCCACUUCCAAGUACUUAA
Molecule: messenger RNA, 471 nt
Organism: Fraxinus pennsylvanica
Lineage: Eukaryota; Viridiplantae; Streptophyta; Magnoliopsida; Lamiales; Oleaceae
Source: the annotation of a GenBank genome assembly